This is a messenger RNA of Mycena indigotica, 1776 nucleotides long. RefSeq lists its product as uncharacterized. Bases 1 to 1776 code for a protein of 591 amino acids. The transcript has 5 exons. The record is from RefSeq and is a predicted model, not a curated record. Lineage: Eukaryota; Fungi; Basidiomycota; Agaricomycetes; Agaricales; Mycenaceae.
AUGAGCAGUACUGCGCUCAUCCUUCGCCCUACUCAGACGCUCGCCCGUCAGAAUAACCGCGCUCAAUCACCGGCACACAAACUUUAUCCCGGGCGGACGCUGAAUGAGUUCUACGACUCGCUUGGCUCAGUUGCAGAAAAGACGGCCAACAGGGCGGCCCACAGUUUCGGAUUGGGUCCAUUGGCUGUGGCAGGAAGGAUAACGCGGUACUUCGACACCGGAGGGGAGCAUGAACGGGAGCGCAAAAUUUAUACCCUUCACCACAGCCAGGCCUGUGUCGGAAAGCUCAAGAGGGACUGCUCCAAGCUGUUAUAUUAUGCCUCCCCGACGCACUCAGCGGACACGCAAAUGGAUGCCUUCAAUUGCAUCAUCGAUUUCACGACCCGUUACCCGGGUUUGCGUCAUUUCUUCCUGGAGUCACGGUCAAUCCGCACUCUAGUCAAGCAACCUGUCUCGCUAGAUGGGCUCCGUGCACUUUGGAAGCCGCAGUAUCAUGGUCAUGACAACGGAGACGAACUCGACUUUUUUGUGGGUUUCGCAAGCGCGUGCCUUGUCGACAGCGACAUUACAUCUCUUGUGGAGGCGAACCUAGUGGAAAAUGCUCGUGUUGAAGGUUAUCACGGUGGAUUGACGGUUGUCGAGAAAUUGCUCGUCGCUUUUGAGUUGCACACCCCUACCGAAUCAAACGCGUUCUUACCCCUUCGCUAUAUCGGCGGUAUUCUGGAACUUCCCUCCUUUUGGUUACAGUCUGGACAACUCUUCGACACAGUCCUGCGAAAGAUUGCACAUGCUAUGUCUCAAAUCUUGCGAGACCUUGACGUCGAGCAAGCCUCCGAUAAUACCACCGAACUUGUCUUUGCGGACCUUGAUGGCCUCGACAUUGUUUUGUCCGCUUUCUUAUCUGGAAUCCAUGGUUUCAUCAUUCGCUGCAACAUCCUGGGCAUCCUCCAAGACCAGGAGUGGUUCCAAGACACAUUCCAGCUCGUUUCGCUUCUCCGAUAUCCGAGAGCCGAAGCGUUCUUGCCUAGUGCAUAUGUGUGGGCAAACAGCAGUCGCUUUCAACGUUGGUUCUCGACUCCGUAUCAAGUUCGCGCGUUUGCGGCUGCGACUUUCAUUCAGACUAGUACUGAGGCGACAGAUUGUACUAUUCCUCACGCUUCAAUUGGUGCUACCACCAAUGAUGCAUCCUGUCUAUCGGAUAGGCAGGACCAGGAGACUCUGCCCACAUUGGAUUCAUUCCAUGAAUCGCCCAACUCCACAACGCCGAGAAGGAGGACAUUUCACAUCCUGCGGAUGCUCAAAUUCGUCCAACGUCUUUCGUUUCUACGUUCUAGGAGGGCAAAGGGCCACCCAAAGGAGAAAGAACCCGACAACGAGCUUGAACAAGCCCCCGAUCCCAGUCCCUUUCCCGAAGUUCCAUCGCCUCCCGUUCCAGCAUCUAACACCCCAACACAUUCACUGCCGCGACCACCAGAAAAUCAUAUCGCGCCUUCUCCUCUCUCUGUCACGGAUACGAAUCCAGUGGGGCGCUUCCAUGAAUAUACGCAGAAGACCAACCAGACGGUGGGCUGGGAAUACUCUAUCGAGAUGUCCUCGGACGAGAAGGGCGCUGUCACGACAUGGACAGUGACUUUGCUGUUGGAUGGGAAUGUGGUGGGCUCCGGAGUUGGGCGGUCGAAGAAGGCGGGCAGGAGGGCGGCAGCUGAGAAGGCGUUGGGUAUGCUCGUGGGGGAGAUGGGAGAAAGGGAAGGAGUUGCUGCAAAUAAGCUGAAUUGA